Auanema sp. JU1783 is the source of this 2343-nucleotide messenger RNA. The record is from the annotation of a GenBank genome assembly. Lineage: Eukaryota; Metazoa; Nematoda; Chromadorea; Rhabditida; Rhabditidae.
AUGGGAAGUAAGUCAUCGAAAGGCCGGGUGACGGAUCACGUGGCCUUUUCUACGAAUCCGAAUCCUCUUCCGAAUAUCGUCAUAACCAAGCCGACGCCCUUAAACAGUCCCGAGAGUCCUAAACCUUUUGCUCCACCACCUUCACCGACAGCCAAUUAUUACUAUCCUGAACAACCACCUCACAGAGCACCUCCUCCCACUCCUUUGCACAUAAGUUCGAUGGACUUAGCUUCUGCUGAGACGGCAAUUUUAGCUGGAACCCCACCGCUUGAUAGACCACCAGAUAGACCACCACCACCUCCUCCAGUCGAGGAUGAUGAACCUCCGGCACAUCCGUCACCGUUCCCAAAAUUGACAGAGACUGCAGUUCCUGUCCCAACUCCUCGCACUGGCUUACCCACUAUCAAAAGAAAUAUUAUUUAUGCAAAAGAUAAAAUAGCUCAAUUCGAAGCUUUGAAUACAACUGAUCGGAAAAAAGAGAAUGGCUAUACAACACCUACCGACCAAACUUCUAAGUAUUAUUCUGUUAAACAGAGCAAUGGCGAAAUCCCGGAACAGAAUUCUCGAUUUAAGCCUUUUAACUCGGCGAAAACCCCUCCUCCUCCUCCAAUCAGUGCCUCCACACCAGCUGCAGUCAAAAAGCUGGAUAACUACCCUGUUUAUAACCCUGUAACGGAUUUCACAUUCAAAAGUGGUCAAACAUUCCAACGAACAACCCAUCCUGUUGAAUCAAAUCGGAUAAACAUUGGAUUUUUUGGAAGAAAAAAUUCUGGAAAGUCAGGCAUCAUCAAUGCUUUGCGUGGAAUGGAAAAAGGAGAACUUCAAGCAGCUGGAAAGACCUCAUCAACGACAAUGGAACCAUUUAAAUUUGCUCAAGCUGAGUUUCUUACAGUUGUCCUGUGGGAAAUUCCAUAUCCAUCUUUCACAAACAACGUAGUUGAUGUUUAUGAUCGUAAUAUGAGUUUCGACAAGAUGUACGAAACUCACAAACUUCAUCUAUUCAAUCACAUUUUCGUAAUGAUUCCUGAUGGAUCUCCGAGCAACGAUGACAUUUCCUUUACAAGAAUCGUUCACUCAAGACGAACUCCAAUAACUUUCAUUUUUGCCAAAACGGACGAAGACUUAGAUGCGGAGGGAAGAGAACAAAAUCGGCAGAUCGAUGAUAAACUGAAGAAAGAGUAUGAAACGAGAGCUCGCUCUGUCUUUGUAAGAAAUGUGAUUCAACGCGGCCAAGUAUUGCGAGAUAUCGAUAUGAUUUUCAUAUCCAGUCCUGUCAUUCAGAAUAUUCUGUGCGGAACUACAGAUUAUCUUCAUUAUAAAAUGGAUGAGAUGGAUUUGAUAAGAGAAGUCAAGUUAAGACCAUCGUGUCACUUUUCACUUGAACAGAAACGAAGAAGAGAAAAAGAAGAUCUAUCAUCUUCAUCAUCUCAUUACGAGGAAACUGAUAUCUAUAUAGCUAGAAGACCGGAUAAUAUCUAUAAAUCGUCUUCAUUUGCUCCUUCUUCUUCACCAAUUGGUCUGGUGAAAGCUCCAGAGAAGUCAACAACACUUGUCGAUGCCGGAUUUGAAAUAUUGUAUGGAACCGAUGAUCGCGUCUUCGGAAAUAUGGAGCCACAGACAACAGUCCGAAGAGCAGGAAAAACAGCAUUUAAUUAUGGGUUUAUCGGUGGUAGCGGUGUCGGAAAAUCGGCAAUUAUCAAUGCUCUGCGAGGUAUGACAUCAAGACAUCCAUUAGCAGCUGGAAAGACAAGAUCGAAAGCUGGAAACUGUGAACGUUUUGAGUUUGAGGAUGAGUUACUCAAAUACAAUGUUACAUUAUGGGAAUUGCAUUAUCCCAAGAAAAUUAAUUCUUAUUUCGAAUUUAUUGAUCGUAAUAACUUUUCUACAUUCACAGCCAUAUUUGUGCUCAUUAAUGGUAUACCCUCUGAUCAGGAUUUAUCAUUUUCAAAAAUUGCUCAUAGACGUAAUGCUUCUGUUGUAUUUUUGUCCUCAAAAAGUGAUAAAAAGCUAUCAGCCAGAAGUCGAAGUGACGAAAUUCCAGUUUGUGAUUUGUUGAAGCAGAGAUUUGUUGAUAAAGGAAUAGCACGAUUUGAUCGAGCUUUAGCUGUAAGUGCUCCUGAGUUAAGUGGUCGUGUUCAUACGUUCUUUGUAUCAGCACCUGUCUUCUAUGCUCUCCGUAAAGGUGAUCCACGUGGUCUUCAAUUCAGUCUUCAUGAACGAGCCGUCUUUGAUUUUCUGAAACAGAAGAGAAUCAUUGCGGAUUUACUGGACACGCCAGCCAAUUUUAAAGAAGGAAUUUAUGCAAAUGUCAACACGGACACAGCCGGUGUUAUCACGAAAUAA